Molecule: messenger RNA, 1665 nt
Organism: Acaromyces ingoldii
Lineage: Eukaryota; Fungi; Basidiomycota; Exobasidiomycetes; Exobasidiales; Cryptobasidiaceae
Product: mitochondrial carrier
Exons: 6
Coding region: 323-1624 (433 amino acids)
Biological process (GO): mitochondrial L-ornithine transmembrane transport
Molecular function (GO): L-ornithine transmembrane transporter activity
Source: RefSeq, a predicted model, not a curated record
CUUAAUCCUGCUGCGUCGCCGGAUGGUGUGGUGAUGCGAGGAAUCCAAGCUGCACGGCACGGCCGUGGCUUUCCUCCACUGCCUUGUUUUAGAGCCCGUUCACUACUACAAGUGGUAUAAGUAAAGUAGCACGGCUAGCCAGUUGGAGUUGAAAAGAGAAGAAAGUUUUGGCUGUAAAUUGCCCGGCGGAUAGAAGAAAGGGUAGGGGGCGAUUGCUCGCUCACACGGAAACCACCAUCGUGCCCUUCCUUCCGCGUGCACGCACUCGUGUGCAUCCGGAUCCAAGAGACGGGCGUGGCGCCAGCGUUUGAGAGAGGCGCGGAUGUCGUACGAGGUUGCAGGCUGGCUCCGCCCGCCUCCCGAGGCGACGAGAGCGACAAGACAGCGGCAUCGGCAUGUCGCCGCGGGGGUUCCUUCAAGGCCGGCCCUCUUGGCACUCUCGCCCUUGGAGGGCGCAGGCGAGAGCGAGAGAGGGCCGCCUCCUUUCCAGCUCAGCAGGGCCUCCAAGGACAUUGCCUUUGGUUCUAUUGCUGGAAUGGUGUCCAAAGUGUUUGAGCAUCCCUUCGACCUGGUCAAAGUGCGCUUGCAGACGCAAUCCGCAGAGGAGCCCAUGUAUCGGGGGGCUUUCGACUGCUUCCGGCAGACGUAUCUCAAGGAAGGCGCAAGGGGCCUCUUUCGGGGCCUCUCGAUGCCAAUCUUUGGUGCAACAUUGGAGAAUGCGACGCUCUUCUUCACCUACAACUUUGUCCAGGGCCAGCUCCGCCAUGCGUCGGGCAUGAGCGUGCCGCGGUCGUCCGACGACCAACAGGCCAGCGGCGGCGGCGGCGGCGGCGGCGGCGCUUCGACGUCGUCACUGGACGCCGACGCUGAAAACCCACUGCCGAUGAGCUACCUCGCCGUUGCUGCUGCCGCGGCUGGAUCGGCGACGAGCCUCGUCUUGACUCCCGUCGAGCUCAUCAAGUGCAAGAUGCAGGUCCAGAUGGUCGCGAGGGAGCUCGAGGUGGUGGCUGCUGCCUCUGCUGCUGCUGCGUCAUCAAGCACGGCUUCUUCGUCUCUGGCUUCGCCCAGUGCUACAGUAUCAGCAACGGCACCCGGCCAAGCAUUGAGUUCUGCCUCUUUUCGAGGCCUAGAUGGUCCCGUGAGCCUGUUCAUGCGUACGAUCCGCGCCGACGGACUCAGGGGUCUCUGGCUUGGCCAGACAGGCACGCUGCUCCGCGAGACGGGCGGCGGCAUCGCCUGGUUCCUCGGUUUUGAAUGGGCGUGCCGGACGCUCAUCACAAGGAAGAGGAAGCUGUGGGGGCGCAACGGUGUCACAAAAAAGGACCUCACCAGCUUGGAGCUCAUCGGGGCGGGCGCAUUGGCCGGCAUCAGCUACAACGUCGUCUUGUUCCCGGCCGACUCGGUCAAGUCGACUAUGCAGACCGAGCAGGAGCUUCGUGGUCACCAGCCCGGCUUUAAACGAUCCGGCUUCUUCCAGACGUUCCGCCACAUCUAUGCGACACGGGGUCUCCGAGGUCUCUAUGCUGGAUGCGCAGUGACCUGUAUGCGCAGCGCGCCCAGCAGCGCUCUGAUUUUCCUCAUGUACAACAAACUCGAAGCACUGGCCGACAAGCAUGGGAUAUGAUAUAGAAGUCGCUCCAUGGCACUGCACAGCAAUUUACAUUC